Messenger RNA from Malaclemys terrapin pileata, 1490 nucleotides. RefSeq names its product trafficking protein particle complex subunit 5 (gene TRAPPC5). Bases 162 to 728 code for a protein of 188 amino acids. The transcript is spliced from 2 exons. Gene Ontology annotation, cellular component: TRAPPII protein complex; TRAPPIII protein complex; TRAPPI protein complex. The record is from RefSeq and is a predicted model, not a curated record. Gene Ontology annotation, biological process: endoplasmic reticulum to Golgi vesicle-mediated transport. Lineage: Eukaryota; Metazoa; Chordata; Testudines; Emydidae.
CCCUUUUGCAGCAGCGGCGGCCGUAAAGCGCAGAGCGGGCUGGGAGCGGCGGCGGCUCAUUGGCUUUAGGUCCCUCUUCCCCCUCCUGGAGAGAAGCGCCCCGCCCCCGCCGCGCGUGAGUGCCCGGCCGGGCCCCCCGCCCGCAGGGCUGGGAGAGGACAAUGGAUUCACGCUUCACUCGUGGGAAAUCUGCCAUCCUGGAGCGGUCUCUGACCCGGCCAAAGACGGAGGUCAGCCUGAGCGCGUUCUCUCUGCUCUUCUCCGAGAUAGUCCAGUACUGUCAGAACCGGGUUUACUCCGUCUCAGAGCUGCAGAACAAGCUCUCUGAGCUGGGCCAGCAGGUGGGAGCUCGCAUCCUGGAUGUGCUGGUCAUGCGGGAGAAAAACGGCAAGCGGGAGACCAAGGUCAUCAACAUUCUCCUCUUCAUCAAGGUGACGGUGUGGAAGGCCUUGUUCGGAAAGGAGGCAGACAAGCUGGAGCAGGCCAACGACGAUGACAAGACCUACUACAUCAUCGAGAAAGAGCCGCUUAUCAACACGUACAUCUCAGUGCCCAAGGAGAACAGCACGCUCAACUGUGCCUCCUUCACAGCUGGCAUCGUGGAAGCCAUCCUCACCUACAGCGGCUUCCCCGCCAAGGUGACAGCCCACUGGCACAAGGGCACCACCCUCAUGAUCAAAUUCGAUGAGUCCGUCAUCGCGCGAGACAAAGCCCUGGACGGCCGCUGAGCGCACUGCGGGGGGAGCUGACGUGCUGCUCUUGUACAUAUGCACUGUGUAACUAAAAGGACUGUGCUAGGGUGUCCUCAAAGAGGUGCCCUGGCUUGUCUGGGGCAGGAUGUGUGUAGAUCAGAAUGGACCUGCAUGAAGCAGAGGGGGUCUCAGCCCAGUUCCAGUGGAACACAUCUCUCCAUCAUAUCAAUUGCUCCUCUUCCCCUCCCCGACCCCUCUGUUCAAUUCUUGGCUUCUGCCAAGGAUGCCAACUGGCAACCAAAGAUGCAUCUACACUGAAGCUGGCAGAUGUCAUUCCCAGCUCGGGUAGGGAUAUGCAGGCUGGUUCUGACUGAGCUAACAGUGUAGCAGUGGUGGCACAGGCGCGUGGCUGGGGCUGACCACCCUGUACGUACCUAGGAUCUCGGACAGGAUUGUGCUCAGGCAGCUAGCUUGAGCCGCAGCCCCUGCCAGAACAUGAUCCAGUCUGAGAUCCUAGGUACGUACUCUGGUGGCUAGCCCUUGCUGCUGCUGUUUUUAGUGUGCCAGCUUGAACAGAGCUAGCGUGUGCAUCGCCACCUGAGUGGGAAUUACACCUCCCUGUUGUGUGUAAACGUAUUCAGAUUCUGAACUCUGCUCUUGCCCAAGAGAUGGUCUCUCCCGCAUGCAGAGCUGAGAUAUGUUGGUGGGGGCAGCAUCAGGAGGUUUUUUUUCCCAUGUGCCUAACCCCCCACCUCCAGAGCUGAGCGGAGAGCAAGUUACCCACAGGAGCUGGGUGUG